This is a messenger RNA of Adineta steineri, 903 nucleotides long. Lineage: Eukaryota; Metazoa; Rotifera; Eurotatoria; Adinetida; Adinetidae. The record is from the annotation of a GenBank genome assembly.
AUGGCUCCUCCUGCUACAGGUAGUGCAACGACUAAAAAGUCAACAACAACAACAAUUAAGACGACGACAACGUCAAAAGCAUCGUCUUCAACUGGCAAAUCAGGUGGUGCAUUGAAAAAAGGCAAAAAGAAAAUCGCCGCUGCUCCACUUAAAUCGAAAGUUGAAUCAAAGAAACUUGUCAAUCCUUUAUAUGAAAAACGAGCAAAGAAUUUCGGUAUUGGUCAAGAUAUUCAACCAAAACGUGAUUUAACACGUUUCGUUAAAUGGCCACAAUAUAUUCGUGUUCAACGACAACGUAGUAUUUUACUUAAACGUUUGAAAGUACCACCACCAAUCAAUCAAUUUACUCAAACACUUGAUAAACAAACAUCAACACAAUUAUUUAAAUUACUUGAAAAAUAUCGUCCAGAAUCACGUGCCGAAAAAAAACUUCGUUUAAAACAACGUGCUGAAGAACAAGCUAAAACAAAUAAACCAGAUCGACCAACAAAACGACCAAAUGGUCUUCGUAGUGGAAUGAAUACCGUUACUUCAUUAAUUGAAAAAAAGAAAGCUCAAUUAGUUCUCAUUGCUCAUGAUGUUGAACCAAUUGAACUUGUUCUUCAUUUACCAACAUUAUGUCGUAAAAUGGGUAUUCCAUAUUGUAUUGUUAAAGGAAAAGCACGUCUUGGUCGUCUUGUUCAUUUAAAAACAUGUUCAUCAUUAGCUUUAACUGAUGUUAAUACCGAAGAUAAAUCUGGCUUAGGUAAAAUCAUCGAAGCUGUUAAAACUAACUUCAAUGAUCGUUAUGAUGAAUUACGUCGUCAUUGGGGUGGAGGUGUUUUGGGUAAUAAAUCUCAAGCACGUAUCAACCGACUUGAACGUAUUAAAUCACGUGAAGCAGCACAUCAAAGAAAUACCUAA